CAACAACACUCACUCCCGCCCUUUCGUCACCCCGCCCACCGCCAGCCAGUAAGUCGCCAACAUGUCCGCCCCUCUCCAGCAGUCCAACGCUCAAAACACCGUCCCCGCCCAGACCGCCCAGCCUAGCUUCCUGCAGAAGAAGGGUCUCCUCGGUGCCGCCGCCCGUGGUGGUGUCAAGCCUUCCAACACUGUCUCUCCUUCUGACGUCCUCUCUCCCAUCUCUGCCAAGCUCAACAACUCUAAGCAAAGGCACUUCCAAAAGGGUCGACCCGUGCACCUUGCAAGCCAGCUGAGCCAACUAGCCAGCCAGGCCAGCCCUGCGUCCAAAGAAAACAAGCCCAAGAUUGACGAAAACUUUUAAAUACACCGUCCGGCCUCCGUUCCCGUGCAAUCACCCGGCCUUCUCGGUCUCCUUGUACCUAUACCCCACCCACCACCAACCCCCUUUGUCGGUACCGACCUUCUUUUUGGGUGUCCAUCGUCCAUCCCAACCGUUGUCGAUUGUCAUACUCUUAUCGUCCCCUCGAUUAUAAUAUACCAGCUUUUUCAGGGUCAUCAUGUUGAGACGCAUCGCAUCUUGUCCGCAUACCACGAUAAUGCAUAG
Molecule: messenger RNA, 604 nt
Organism: Cryptococcus amylolentus CBS 6039
Lineage: Eukaryota; Fungi; Basidiomycota; Tremellomycetes; Tremellales; Cryptococcaceae
Exons: 4
Coding region: 62-361 (99 amino acids)
Source: RefSeq, a predicted model, not a curated record